AUGGCAGUGGUAAAAGAAAAAGCCCCGGUUAAAUUAAGUCCUAUUGAAAACUUUGCUCUCAGUGCUGUUGCUGCUGUUGUUGCGAAAACAGCAGCUGCACCUAUUGGACGUGUACAAUUACUUCUUCAAUGUCAAGGUGAAAUGCUUAAACAAGGUACAAUCAGCCGACCCUACACUGGUAUUAUUGAUUGUAUCAGGCAAACCUUCAGAAAUGAAGGUCUUAUUCCGUUUUGGCGAGGCUAUGAAUUUUGCCUUCAAGAUCACAUCAAAACAAUGUUUAAACAAAACAAAGACGAUCCAUAUAUGGUUAAUUUUGCCAAAAAUGUAGCAAGUGGUGUUAUAGCUGGUAUUUUAUCAUUAAGUUUUGUGUAUUCACUUGAUUAUGCCCGUACACGUUUAGCUAAUGAUGUUAAAAGUAUAAAGAACGGAGGUGAUGGACGUAAAUACAAUGGUCUUGUUGAUGUCUAUAGAAAAACUUUUGCUUCCGAUGUUCUAAGUCGAGAAUCUGUACCGCGCCCUAGAGAACGUACUUGGGGCCAAUUAAAUCGAUUUACUUACACCAUCGAUUUCUGCGAGAAAAUGGAUAACAUUGAAGAUAUCGGAGCCGCUAGACAAUUACUUCAUGAUUGUCAAGAUGAAGAUGAGUUUAUUAAUAAUAUGUUACUUCGUGAUAGUCAAAAUUGUUUAGAAGAGUUAUUGCAACUCGAAGAAUGUGAUAUUGCUGAAAUAGAUAAUUUGGAUUUUGAUUUAUCGUGGAUUCGAGAGGCAACCAUGACUUCAUCAUCAUAUGAUGAUAACACUUCUUGGUCGCUAUCGAACAAUCUGGAAACUAGUAAUAUUGCAUGUACUCAAAAUGAUCUGGAACUUAAUUGUCUAUAUCAGGAACGAGAAAUUGAAAAUCAGAUAAAUCGAACACUGGCAACAAUUGCAAACUCGUCAGACGAUGAAUUUAUAUUAGACAUGAACUCAAUACACAUCAGCUAUCAAAUUUUUGUUGUUGAUGCUAAAUUAUAUGAAGUUGAUAGUGAACAACGAUUACCUAAAGCACAAUAUGAAAAACUAAUAACAGAUAUGAAUAAUUCCAAUGUAAGUAUAUGA
This is a messenger RNA of Didymodactylos carnosus, 1098 nucleotides long. NCBI's taxonomy places the organism in Eukaryota, Metazoa, Rotifera, Eurotatoria, Philodinida, Philodinidae. The record is from the annotation of a GenBank genome assembly.